UUCAUCAACAAACAAACAAAUUUUUAAUGUAGGAGAGUUUAAAACUGUAACAAACAGCUAUCAUUUUCUUUUUUAACAUCAAGUCGAUCAAGGUGUUUGCAUGUUGAGUUCUACAUUUAUUUUACUAUCAUUAUUUUUGGUAUGGCUGAUAAUGAAAUAAAUAUAAGCACGUCCUUAAAAUCAAUUAUUGAACAAUCGAAAUAUAUUGAUAAUAAUGAUAACUUACUAAAUGCAAUACUUAAAAACGGGAUGAAAGGGCUGUAUCAAUUUCAAGGAGAAAUUGCGCCAUCAACCUUUAAAUGUUUGGUAUACUCAGUUGAAAAACAUUUUACAAACAGUGAAAACUGUCCGGUUGAUGAUGAAUUAAGUUUAAGCAAUUCUUUAAAAUCGAUUAUUAAAGAAACGAAUUAUAUUGAUGAUAAUGAUAUCUUAUUGAACGCAAUUCUUGUAAAUGGGCUUAAUGGACUGUAUGAAUUUCAAAAUGAGAUUGCACCAAAUAAAUUUAAACAUUUGGAAUUAUCAGUUAUGGAGCAUUUAGGAAUAAAAAAUCAAGGUAAUGCUGAUGAUAAAUUAGUUUUAAGAAACUCUUUAAAAUCGAUUAUAAAAGAAUUGAGGUAUAUUGACGAUAAUGAUAGCUUACUAAACGCAAUACUUAUAAACGGGAUUGAGGGGCUGUACGAAUUUCAAGGAGAGAUUGCACCAAAAAGUUUUAAAUAUUUGGAAAUUUUAGUCGGAGAACAGUUAGCUACCAAAAACAAAUGUAUUGUUGAUGAUGAACUAGAUUUUAGAAACUCUUUAAAAUCAAUAUUUAAACAAUCAAAAUAUAUCGAUGUUAAUGAUAUAUUACUAAAUGCAAUUCUUAAAAACGGCAUUAAUGGGUUAUAUGAAUUUCAAGAAGAAAUUGCGCCAAACAACUUCAAAUUUAUGGAAUUUUUAAUUAAAGAACGAUUAGCUACUAAAAAUAAAAAUACUUCUUAUUUAUUUAAUCAACAGAAAGCUAAAAGUGAUUCAGUAAACUUGAUCAUUAAACAUUCGGGUUUUAAUGAUACGAACGGUUUAUUAUUAAAUGCGAUUCUUGAAGAAAGUGCAAUAGGAUUGUAUAAAUAUAAAGAUGAUAUUUCACCUAAAAUAUUUAAAAAAAUAGAAUCAUCAUUGAAUGAACUAAUAUCUAGAAAUUACCAAAAUAAUUACAAUCAAGACUCAAAAAACAAUCAGAGCAAGUUUGUUAACUAUCAACUUCAAGAUAUACGUCAAGAAACAUUUACUGAUGAAAUUAUUACCAAAUUAGAUAAGCAAAAUAAAAUAUCAACUUUGAUGCCCGACUGUUUUGAGAAGUAUAUUUCAAGACUAAUUUAUCUUAUUCGUUUAAAACUUUUACCCGACAACAACAUUACCCGCUCAUUAAAGAAACAAGAAGAACCAAUAAAUUUUGACAAUUAUAUGUCUUUAUAUGAGAAACUUUCUACUGAAGAAAUCAAUUUUAAUAUAGAAGCAAAAGAACAUUUGACAAGAGCCUUGGACCUAAUAAAAAUGAAUGACUUUAGUUCAGCACUUCAAAGUCUUGAAUCUUUGUUUAAACAAAUUCAACCUCUGGAUAUUAAAGAAAUAAUUUAUCUCAUUGAAAAAGCAAAUGAAACUUAUAAAUUGAUUGAAAAUCGUGACGUAAUACUUUUAUUAGGAAUGACGGGUUCUGGUAAAACAGCCACUAUUCAUUUUUUAUCUGGUUCUAAAAUGAUUAAACAAAAAAUAGAAAUUGAACCUGGUAAGUUUCUAAAUCAUAUUACAGCAGCAGAACCAUUUCCGGAUGCUUUAUCUAAUUUUGUUAUAAGCUGCCAUGCCGAAUCGGAAAGCAGAUACAUAAAUCCGAUUCAAAUCAAUUUAAAAGAUUUGGGUGCAUUUACUGAUAAGUUUAUAAUAUUAUGCGAUUCACCCGGCUUUGGUGAUACUGCUGGUCCUGAAGUGGAUAUUGCUAAUAGUAUUAGUUUAGUUGAAGGAAUCCGAUCUUGCAAAAGCGUUCGACCAGUUUUUUUAAUAAAUUAUCAAAAUCAAGGUGGUCGAGGUGAAGGUAUUCGCGAAAUGACACGAAUGAUUCAGGAUAUGGUUAUAAACAUUGAAGAAUAUUUGUCUACAUUUUCUUAUUUAUUUACUAAGUAUCCAGAAAAUGACAUUUACGCAAGUCUUCUUAACAUUUACCGAAGCAUUGAAAAGUUGUCCGAGCCUAGCGACGAAUCAUUCAAAGCUAUUUUUGAAGAUAUGCUAAAAAAAACUAAAAAAAACGGGUUAUAUUUAGACCUUAUUAAUCAUGGCCCAUUAGAUGUUUUAAAUAAGAUUAUUAAUACACCUUGCAUUGACGAUCCGAAACGAGUGUUUAGGUACACAAUGACCGAACGAUCAAAAAGUACGUUGCACAAGCAAGCCGAAUACAACAAGUCUGCUAUAAUAUGUGCCGCUAAGAACCACAAUUAUAAUCUGAUAAAAUAUAAAAUACUUGAACUUAAAUUUUUGUGUGACACUUUAGGAUUAAACGAGCUUAAGCAAAUUUUGAAAGAAACGAUUGAUUUUGUAUGCAAUCAUAUUGAGAGAUGUUACGAAGAUACAAAAGAAAGACUUAGCAGAUGUCUCGAAAAUCAAAACAAACUAUCGUUUGAUGAUCUAGAUUAUUAUGUUUCUCAAAUUGAAAAAUUUAAAGACCUACAUAUUUUUAAAGAUAGUGAGUACCUAGCAAAAAUAAGUUGUUUAAGCGAGGCAUUAGUCCAAAAUUUGCGUUUAAAAUCUAUUGAAGAAUCAAACAAUUUUAUAACUCUGGACAUAUUUUACAAUGAAUACUCUAGAACAUCGUUGCAUAAUUUAAAAAUUAUUACUGGAAAGUGUGACAACCAAAGCUACAUUAAUGCUUGUCAAUUUGUAAUUGAUCAGGUAAACACAAUCCAAUCAAAACUUGAAAAUGUUUUGGAAAAAAAUGAUUUCAAUGCGUCUGCUAAUCCACUUCAACAUUCUAAAAUUAUUUGUAUUAAGUUUUCUGACCAUGAAAAUCUAGUAACGCAAGUCAUUUCCAUUUACGAAAAUCUUAGAACAUUAGUCAUAUCAAAGUUAAAAAAAUUGUCAGAAAGUUGUGAACACUUAUUUGCACAGCAAUAUUUAACUGAUAAUGACUUGUCUGAUAUCAAUGACUUUCUUCAAAUUUUACAAAACGCCAAACACAUUAACUUGUUAUGCGAACAUAUCUCUAAAGAUGAAAUAAACAAACACUGUGAAACCUUUCUGAGCAAAAUAGUUCUUUUUUUUGAUAAUUUAAACACUGAAAUCAAUCAUCUCUUUAAAAAUGAAAAGUUUAAAGAAAUGGAAAGAGUUUAUAAGCAAAUGCAAUUGGUCCGUCGAAUUGGAAUUGUUGAGCAACGGACCGCUGAAAUGUACUAUUCGACUAAUCAAAGUAUUACUGGUUACAUGAAAAGCUUAAGUGAUGACACAGAAAAACUACUAAACAACAAAAACAAUGAUACUGUUGACUACAGCAAGUUGUUUUCAAAUCUCAAAAAUCUAAAAGAUGCUGAGUGGCUAAAUAAGCAUAAAUGGGGCUAUUAUGACAGUGUCAUUCAAGACAUUCAAAACAAUCUAACAGGCUGGGCGUUUGGUUUAUGUGAGACAGUUAUUGAAACAAAUUUGGACUUAGAGCUAAAAAAAGUAGAUAAAACACUGCAGCAGCUUGACAAUUUGAAAAAGUGUCAGGAUAGUGUUCCAGACAUUCAAAAAUAUCAUGAUCAAUCGUUCAAACAUUUUAAUAAUUCGGUAGAAAAAAGCCUUGUGAGUAUUAAAAAUACUUUUUGUUUAGAAAAAUAUAGCUUGAAUAACUUAAAAAGUAGAAAAAAUAAAAUGAUAAAUAUUUUAACCGAAUACCAAUUGAUGCAGGCAAAUUUUUUAUAUUUAAAAAGCGAACAUUACGAUACAUUAGAACAGGUAGAUGAGAAAAUUAUAAGCCUCACAAACAAUAUUAAUGGUAUUGAAAAAAACAUUGAACAACACAAUUUAAAACAAAAUUGGUAUAAUGAUAUUUUAAACAAGUACAGUGCUACUUUAAAGGGACCUAAAACAGACAAAGGUAAAAAAAUUUUAAUGUCGUAUAAUUUUAAAAGUAUUGAAGAUCUUUUUAAUACUGAUAAUGAAAACAAAAAAAAAUUAGUGACCUAAAAAAUACAAUUGACCAAAUUAAGCAUCAAAUUGGUCAUCUUAAAAUGAUAAAGUCAAAGUUCAAUGAGUUGUCAAAUAAAAAUUUACCAUCUGAUAAAG
Hydra vulgaris (swiftwater hydra) is the source of this 4284-nucleotide messenger RNA. RefSeq lists its product as uncharacterized. The record is from RefSeq and is a predicted model, not a curated record. NCBI's taxonomy places the organism in Eukaryota, Metazoa, Cnidaria, Hydrozoa, Anthoathecata, Hydridae.